GGUACGUGACGUUGCGGAAGCGGAAGCGGAAGCGCAGUUUGGUAUCCGUCUCUCGGCCGGCGGUGGGACUGGGUUGAAGAAGUUGCUUUUUAAUAAGAACCCAUCCGUUUGUUUUGCCCUCUCCUUCAGCGGAGGGACCUCAAAGGGUUUCAAAGGGAGGACUCCCAAGAGAGUCCCUUUUCGGCUUCCGUCGCCCGCCCGCAGCUCCGCCCGUCAUGGCGGCCACGUCCAACUUGCAGAAAGCAAUAGACCUUGCUAGUAAGGCAGCACAAGAAGAUAAAGCAGGGAACUUUGAGGAAGCCCUCCGCUUGUAUCAACAUGCUGUACAGUAUUUUCUUCAUGUUGUCAAAUAUGAAGCACAGGGUGACAAAGCAAAGCAGAGCAUCAGAGCAAAGUGUACUGAGUAUCUGGACAGAGCUGAAAAGCUGAAAGAAUAUCUGAAAAAGAAAGAGAAAGCUCCCCCCAAACCAGUGAAAGAAUCUGGUCCAGCUGAUGAAAAGGGAAAUGAUAGUGAUGGAGAAGGAGAAUCAGAUGAUCCUGAGAAAAAGAAGCUGCAGAAUCAACUCCAAGGUGCCAUUGUUAUGGAACGACCAAAUGUCAAGUGGAAUGAUGUUGCUGGUCUAGAAGGAGCAAAAGAAGCACUUAAAGAAGCAGUAAUAUUGCCUAUUAAGUUUCCUCAUCUUUUCACAGGUAAAAGAACACCCUGGAGAGGAAUUCUUCUGUUUGGACCCCCAGGGACGGGGAAAUCCUACUUGGCAAAAGCUGUUGCAACAGAAGCUAACAAUUCUACAUUUUUCUCUGUAUCUUCUUCUGACCUUGUAUCAAAAUGGUUAGGGGAGAGCGAGAAGUUAGUGAAAAAUCUCUUCCAGCUUGCUAGAGAAAACAAGCCUUCAAUUAUCUUCAUUGAUGAAAUAGAUUCUCUGUGUGGGUCCAGAAGUGAAAAUGAAAGUGAGGCAGCUCGGCGCAUUAAAACAGAGUUUCUAGUCCAGAUGCAAGGCGUUGGAACAGACAACGAAGGGAUUUUGGUACUAGGAGCUACAAACAUACCUUGGGUUCUAGAUUCUGCCAUCAGAAGAAGGUUUGAGAAGCGUAUUUACAUUCCUUUACCUGAAGAUCAUGCAAGAGCUGCAAUGUUUAAACUUCAUCUCGGGACUACUAAAAACACCUUGACUGAAUCAGAUUAUCGAGAACUUGGAAAACGAACUGAUGGCUACUCAGGUGCGGAUAUCAGUGUAAUAGUACGAGAUGCCCUAAUGCAGCCAGUUAGGAAAGUUCAAUCAGCCACACACUUUAAAAAAGUUAAAGGACCAUCACUGUCUGAUCCGAAUGUCUUAGUAGAUCUCUUUACUCCAUGCUCUCCAGGAGAACCCUAUGCCAUUGAAAUGACGUGGAUAGAUGUUCCAGGGGAUAAAUUGCUGGAGCCUGUUGUUUGUAUGGCUGAUAUGUUGAGGUCGUUAACCAGCACAAAGCCCACUGUGAAUGAACAGGAUCUGGAAAAACUAAAGAAAUUUACAGAAGAUUUUGGACAGGAAGGCUAAUCUAAAGACUGCUGUGACCCUCAAUUUUCUUUCUUUGGGAUUCUUGCCUCUCUGUUGCCAAUAAAUGAAUUGCUCCUUCCUGUUUUUCCAUGUGAACUGAAGAGCCAUUUUCAAGGACCCUUGAGCUUUUGUAUAUCACUUUCCAGAAAUCUCUAUUAAAUGUCUCCUCCUGAGAGCAUGACACUAGGACUUUGUGGCAAAGAAGGAAAAUGUGGGGAAAAUUUAAAAAUUGGGCAACUCCUUCAGGUAUAAUUGCAGGUUUUUUGAGUUUAGAUUUUAGGUAAUAUAUAUUAGUUCUAGUUUAUAAAUAUUCAUAAACCUCUAUAGAAAACUUAAAAGAGUGCAAAAAUUAUUUGAUUGCCAGGUAUUUUCACUGUUAGUCUGCAAAAUAAUUGCUUCUUUUGGAAUUGCACAGUGGAAUUUGGUUAUACUUGUAGCUAAAUGAGAGUUGAAGUACAGCAAAGUAAGGGUUGGGUACUAAAAGGAAGUAUUUGGUGCUUCAAUAAAGGCCAGUACUUAUUGAGUAGAAUAUUCAACAUGUACCUUUUUUUCCUAUUGUGUUGAAUUUAGACAUUGCCUUAAAAGCAAAAAGCAUUGUUUUAAAUAGCUCAUCAAUAGACACCUGAUACUGUGCACUGCCAGAGAACAGAUUCUGAAUGUAUAUAUUGUGGAAGAGGGUUUCUCUUUAUACUUUAUCCACCUUUAUUCUCUCUGUGAGUUUAAAGCAUUGAAUAUAUUCUAAUAAGACUCUGGGCAAGCCUUCAAACUGAAUUUUAGCCAGCUAUGUGUUGAAGAAAGAGAAGUUAAUCCUGAAACUUAGCUUAUUUUUGAAGAAGCUUUGAGACCAAGUACCAAAUGUCUUUGAGGUGCCAAGGGAAGGUGUUCUUAACAUCUAUUUGAUUUAGUCUAAUAACUAAAUAUUUUGCAAACAAGCUGAUACUACUUUAAACACACUGUAAGGGUAGCACAGGUCCCUCUCACAAGGUCUUUGCUAAGAAUCAUGCAUCUUAGAAAAGUGCCUGAAUGUAACUACAGUGGCCUGGUACAACCAUUAUACUAAACCUUAUCUUAAUGUAAUGAGAACAAGUUGCAGAAGGCCCCAGUCUUUCCUUCUUCCCUGCAGGUGUAUUGACCUGUUCAGAAGCUCUUGCUUUAGUUUAUGUUAGCCAACUUGUCAUAACUCCAACUCUCACAAGUGAUGGUUACUCUUAACUGUGAUUUGUCAAAAUAAGCUAGUUUCAACCAUAGAUUAAUUUGCUUUGUUCAAACAAAACAUAAUUGAAAGAAAGCAGAGCUUAUGUUUGUGUGAUAGGCCAAUUUUUUGUUAGUGGGGAAAGUGGCAGCUUCUGACUCUUAGUCACAUUAGAGAAGGAGAGAACAUACAUGGCAGAGACACAUUACAGCUUGUUUUCAUCACACUAAAUUGUAGUUUAGCAUGAUGUCUGAAUGUGGCCGGUGACAGCACUGAAUUUGUGCCUUGUAAGUUUGCCCUGGGUAUAAACAAAUGAUCACUUGAGUAUCAUUGUAACACACUGCAUUUCUGUUAAAGGACAAUACAUUGUAGGUGCAUUGUUUGUUACAAAAGCCCAUGCAAAGUACAGUAUAGUCACCUCAUAGGCUUUGGUUUUCAUUUUAUGUACAGAUUUUGUGUUAUUUCCAGAAUCGGGACUGAAUGAAAUUUGGUCUCUGAAUGAAGUAAAAAAUUGCAAUACAGCACUAGCUUAUGUUUCUAGACCUUUUCCCCCCUCUUUGGGCAUCAAGUAUACUUUAUGUUGUCAAUAUGUUUUCUAUAAUUUUUAAAUAUCUGGGAUAUUUUGUUCCGGAGGACAAUUCAAAUGGUAUUCUCAGACCAAGUGUAAAGAGGGUUUUUGUUUUGCAACACACAUUCUUGUAACUACAUUUUACUCUUUGAUGCAGUGUUUCAUGUUUACUUAUUCAGCAUAUUUUCAGUGCAUUAAUAACUGUCCUGUUUAUGCAUUGUGUACACCCAGCAUUUUCCCCAACUAAAAUCUUACAAUUUGCUUUUGGUGCUUAUUACAUUACACCUGCUUUCAAAAAUGUACAAUCCAGAGAGAUGGCUUCAGACUUGACUGAGACAAACAGAGCUUCACCUUUAUAUUACUGAUGUGAUGUACGCACUCUUAAACAUUUGGCACUUAUACCAUUAAGGCUGAAGGUCACCAAUCAAAGCUCAUCUGUAAUUACUUAAAAUCCAGAAUAAAAUAAAUAAAUCUGG
Molecule: messenger RNA, 3774 nt
Organism: Sceloporus undulatus (fence lizard)
Lineage: Eukaryota; Metazoa; Chordata; Lepidosauria; Squamata; Phrynosomatidae
Gene: VPS4B
Product: vacuolar protein sorting 4 homolog B
Exons: 11
Coding region: 216-1538 (440 amino acids)
Biological process (GO): endosomal transport; vacuole organization
Molecular function (GO): ATP hydrolysis activity; ATP binding
Source: RefSeq, a predicted model, not a curated record